This is a messenger RNA of Gracilinanus agilis (Agile Gracile Mouse Opossum), 4095 nucleotides long. RefSeq names its product dermatan sulfate epimerase (gene DSE). The coding region runs from base 43 to 2931 and encodes 962 amino acids. The record is from RefSeq and is a predicted model, not a curated record. The transcript is spliced from 5 exons. NCBI's taxonomy places the organism in Eukaryota, Metazoa, Chordata, Mammalia, Didelphimorphia, Didelphidae. Gene Ontology annotation, molecular function: chondroitin-glucuronate 5-epimerase activity.
GAUGGUUUGGCUGCCUUUGCGACUUGGAGAUCUGAUGCCAUAAUGAGGACUCACACACGGGGGGCUCCCAGUGUGUUUUUCAUACAUCUGUGUUGUUUUGUGGCAGCCUGUAUCGCCGACGAGAACCCCGAAGUCAUGAUUCCCUUCAUCAAUGCCAACUAUGACAGCCACCCAAUGCUGUAUUUUUCCAAGGGAGAAGUGGAAGAGCUGCAGCAGAGGGCAGGAGGGACCCACAGGCACAUUGCAGCACGGCUGACCGAAGCAGUGCAGACCAUGCUGUCCAGUCCUCUGGAGUAUCUUCCUCCUUGGGAUCCCAAGGACUACAGUGCGAGGUGGAAUGAGAUUUAUGGCAACAACCUGGGCGCCUUGGCAAUGUUCUGUGUGCUGUACCCCGAGAACAUCGAAGCCCGCAAUAUGGCCACGGACUACAUGGAGAGGAUGGCUGCUCAGCCUAGUUGGCUAGUGAAAGAUGCUCCUUGGGAUGAGGUGCCCCUGGCACACUCUCUGGUUGGUUUUGCCACUGCCUACGACUUCCUGUUCAACUACUUGAGCAAGACUCAACAGGAGAAGUUUCUGGAAGUGAUUGCCAACGCCUCAGGGUAUAUGUACGAGACGUCCUACCGCCGAGGAUGGGGAUUUCAGUACCUGCACAACCACCAGCCUACCAACUGUAUGGCCCUGCUGACCGGAAGCCUGGUUCUGAUGAAUCAAGGUUAUCUUCAGGAAGCCUAUUUGUGGACCAAACAAGUUUUAGCCAUCAUGGAGAAAUCUAUGGUCUUACUUAGAGAAGUCACAGAUGGCUCCCUCUAUGAAGGAGUCGCCUAUGGCAGCUACACCACCAGGUCUCUUUUUCAGUACAUGUUCUUGGUACAGAGACAUUUUGAUAUCAAUCACUUCAGUCACCCUUGGCUAAAGCAACACUUCGCAUUUAUGUACAGAACAGUCCUUCCAGGCUUUCAAAGGACAGUAGCUAUUGCAGACUCAAAUUACAACUGGUUUUAUGGUCCAGAAAGUCAGUUGGUAUUUCUAGAUAAAUUUGUCAUGCGUAAUGGCAGUGGCAACUGGCUGGCAGAUCAAAUUCGACAGAACCGAGUCAUAGAAGGUCCAGGAACAGCAUCCAAAGGGCAGCGCUGGUGUACUUUGCACACUGAAUUUCUCUGGUAUGAAGCCAGCUUGGGCUCCAUCCCUCCCCCAGACUACGGCACCCCCACGCUUCAUUACUUUGAGGACUGGGGGGUCGUGACUUAUGGAAGCGCCCUGCCUGCUGAGACCAAUAGACCUUUCCUUUCCUUUAAGUCGGGAAAGCUGGGUGGCCGUGCAAUCUACGACAUUGUCCAUAGAAACAAAUACAAAGACUGGAUCAAAGGCUGGAGGAAUUUUAACGCGGGCCAUGAGCACCCCGACCAAAACUCGUUCACGUUCGCGCCCAAUGGCGUGCCCUUCAUCACAGAAGCUUUGUACGGGCCCAAGUACACGUUCUUCAACAACGCGCUCAUGUUCUCCCCGGCCGCCUCCAAGAGCUGCUUCUCCCCCUGGGAGGGCCAGGUCACGGAGGACUGCUCUUCCAAGUGGUCCAAGUACAAGCACGACUUGGCGGCGCACUGCCAGGGCCGCGUGGUGGCCGCCCUGGAGAAGGACGGCGUGGUUUUUAUUCGAGGGGAAGGAGUCGGGGCGUACAACCCCCAGCUCAGGCUGAAGAACGUCCAGCGGAACCUGAUCCUCUUGCACCCUCAGCUCCUCCUGCUGGUGGACCAGAUCCACCUGGAAGAAGACAGCCCCCUGGAGGCGGCUGCCAGCUUUUUUCACAAUGUGGACAUGCCUUUCGAGGAGACGGUGGUGGACGGCGUGCACGGAGCUUGCAUCAAGCAGCGCGGGGGCACAUACAAAAUGUACUGGAUGGACGAUACGGGCUCCAGCGAGAGGGCCACGCUGGCUUCGGUGACGUACCCCCGGGGCUACCCCUACAACGGGACCAACUACGUGAACGUCACCACGCCUCUGCGGAGCCCUGUCACCAGGGUAGCCUACCUCUUCAUAGGGCCUUCCGUGGACGUGCAGAGCUUCAACGUCCACGGGGACGCCCAGCAGUUGGAUGUGUUUAUCGCCACCGGUAACCACGCUUACGCGGUCUACCUUUGGACUGGGGAGGCCUCUGGGCAAACGGCCUUCCUGCGAGUCAUCGCGGAUCGCAGGAAGAUUCUGUUUGAUCGCUCCGCGAUCGUCUACAGUGCCCCCGUGGCCGAGGUGAAGGACUAUGCCGGCAUCGUAGAGCACAACCUGGAGCAUUUUAAGCCGGUCUUCCAGCGGCUCGAGAAGCAGAUCCUGUCCCGGGUCCGGAACUCGGCCGGCUUCCGCAAGACGGCCGAGCGCCUGCUGAGGUUUUCAGACAAGAGGCAGACGGAAGAAGCCAUCGAUAGGAUAUUUGCCGUCUCGCAGCGCCAGAGAAAGCAGCAGCUCCAGGGCAAGGCCAAGAAGAAUCGGAGGGCCGGCGGCAGGCGCUACAAAUUCAUCGAUGCCGUCCCGGACAUUUUUGCACAGAUUGAAGUCAACGAGAAAAAGAUCCGGCAGAAAGCUCAGAUUUUGGCGCAGAAAGAGCUGCCGAUAGACGAGGAGGAAGAAAUGAAAGACCUCUUAGAUUUCGCUGAUGUCCCCUAUGUGAAACAUAAAAUCGGGGCACCCUUCAGAGGCCAAUUGGGGCAGGCCCAGAUGGCGACCACCGCCCGAAGUAGGGCCCCCUCCAUAUCGGCUUCCUAUACCAGGCUUUUCCUUGUCCUGAACAUCGCCAUUUUCUUUGUCAUGCUGGCGAUGCAACUGACUUACUUCCAGAGGGCCCAGAGCCUGCACGGGCAGAGAUGUCUGUACGCCAUCCUCCUGGCGGAUAGCUGCAUCUUACUGUGGUUGUACUCGUCCUGUUCCCAGUCUCAGUGCUAGCCACCAGGCGACUCGGAACUGCCCAGCCUUUCCGUGGUCCCUGGAAUCUAAGCACAACCCAGAACCCCCUCAGAGGGGGCUAAUAGUUGGGCUGAGUUUAGUCUUCUCAGAUGCCUUCCAGGGAAUCUGAGAGCAGGAGAAAGAGAAGGAUCUUUCCAAGAAGUGGAGAGAGAGAAAGCAAAGCUUGGGGCAUGCCCAACUCCUGUCAGAGAACAAAGAAUCACUUGGUGGCCCCGUAACAUCUGGAAAAAGCAUUUUGCUUUGCUAAUGAUAGUAGUCAAACCAUGACUACUUUUAACUGAGACAAGAAGUCCAGAACUAAGCAGUUAUCAUCCUUUCUUUUUUUUUAACUGUGGCUUUAAAAAGAGAGAGGGAACUGAUUUUAAAAUUGGUUUUGUAUCAUGAACUUGAUGUUCAUCUGAGAUACUAUUUGGUGGCUACUGGAGAGUUUCUAAGUCUUGAAACACAAACUCUGUUGAAACAUAAUCCCUUAAGGGUAAUGAGUAGUCUUCCCACUAUCUCCCUCCCCACUUCAUUCUUAAGUACAUGGGGCUAAGCAUUGGGGAAACAAAAAGAAAAACUAAAUAGUCCCUGCCUUCAGUGAGGUCAUAUUCCACAAGGGAUACAGUCCGUAUGUGUGUACACAUAUGUAAGUACACAUGCACAUAUACAUACAUGUUUAUAUACCUAUAUAUUACAUGUGUAUGUACUAUGCCUACAUAAGAAUGCCCACACAAAUACAAAUAAAAACAAGCAUCUUGGGUUCAUCUUCAGAUUGCAAAAGAGAGACAAAGUACCAUGAAAAACUUGAUAUUUUUCCCCCCAGGGAAUGGAAAAAAAAAUCCUUGACAGUAUAGAUCUGCACAUUCAUAUGUAUAUGAAAAUAAAACAGCCGUCUGACAAAGACUUCCCAAACUUUCAAGUGUAGUUAGCUUGAAAUGAAUUCUCCUAUCUGAUUCAUCAUCACCUUAGGAGGUUUUAUUGUGACUGAGACUUAAGUCUGAUCCUGCUAGCCUUUGUAGGCAGCAAGAGGGAUAGAGCACUGGGCCUGGAGUCAGGAAAAUCCCAAAUUCACAUCUGGUCCCAGAUGUUUAUUAGCUUUGUGACCCUGGGCAAGUCACUUAACCUCUGUUUGCCUUGCUGCCCUGGAGAAGGAAAAAAAUA